CCACUGCCCGCUGCUGCACCUGCACCUGCACCCGCAAUAAUAAUACUCCGCCUCGUGCCGGCCGUUGCUAGCUGGUGCCGUUGCUUUCUCCCAUGUCCGCUCCUCCUCCGGUCCAGGCACUCAAGCGCCGCGACCACUAGCUUGCUGUGCUCUGCUUCCGCCUAGGUUUUCGCGGAGGAGAGCUCAGCUCACUGGAGUGGGAGUGGACUGCCACCUGCGCCGUCGAUGCCCGCCGCCGGUGAUGGGCAAGAAGGGCGGCACCACCAGCUCUUGGCUCACCGCCGUCAAGCGUGCCUUCCGCUCCCCUUCUAAGGAGGACAGCCCCAAGAAGGCCGCCCGCCUACGCGAGGACUCCGACGCCGCCGACGAGGACAAGGGCAAGAGGGAGAGGCGGAGAUGGCUCUUCAGGAAGUCGUCGUCCCCAUCGCCGGCUCCCGCUCCGCCGCCGCAGGAGCAGUCGACGGCGAGGGCGGCGCCUGCCCCGGCCGUGACGGAGGAGCAGCGGCACGCCAUCGCGCUCGCCGUGGCGACGGCGGCGACGGCCGAGGCGGCGGUGGCGACUGCGCAGGCGGCGGCCGAGGUGGUCCGCCUCACGCGGCCCAACUCCAGCUUCGUCCGCGAGCACUACGCCGCCAUCGUCAUCCAGACCGCGUUCCGCGGCUACCUGGCGCGGCGCGCGCUCCGGGCGCUCAAAGGCCUCGUCAAGCUGCAGGCGCUCGUCCGCGGCCACAACGUCCGGAAGCAGGCCAACAUGACGCUCCGGUGCAUGCAGGCGCUGGUGCGCGUCCAGGCCCGCGUCCGCGACCAGCGGAUGCGCCUCUCCCAGGAGUCCAUGUCCUUCUCCGGCGCCGCCGCCGCCGCCGCGCCGUGCGGCAGCAGCAAGUCCUCCUACAGCGUCGACACCUCCAGUUUCUGGGACUCCAAGUACACCCAGGACCUCGCCGCCGACCGCCGCUCCGUCGAGCGGUCGCGAGACGGCAGUAGCUUCGCCGCCGACGACUGGGACGACCGGCCGCGGACGAUAGAGGAGAUCCAGGCGAUGCUGCAGACGAGGAAGGACGCCGCGCUCAAGCGUGAGAGGGCGCUCUCCUACGCCUUCUCCCAUCAAAUUUGGAGGAACCCGGCACCGUCGGUGGAGGAGGAGAUGGACGUCGACGGGCAGCCGAGGUGGGCGGAGAGGUGGAUGGCGUCGCGCGCGUCGUUCGACACCAGCAGGAGCAGCGUCCGCGCCCCCGCGGCGGCGCCUGGGCGCGCGUCGACCGACCACCGCGAGCAGGUCAAGACGCUGGAGAUCGACACCGCGCGGCCGUUCUCGUACUCGACGCCUCGCCGGCACGCGCCGCCAUCGCACUCGUACCACGCGUCGUCUUCGCCGAUGCACCACCGCACGCACCACAGCCACCAGUCGCCGGUGACGCCGUCGCCAUCCAAGGCGCGGCCGCCGAUCCAGGUGCGGUCGGCGAGCCCGCGCGUGGAGCGCGGCGGCGGAGGGGGAAGCUACACCCCGAGUCUGCACUCCCACCGCCACAACGCGUCGUCGGCGGUGCCCAACUACAUGGCGGCGACGGAGUCCGCGAAGGCGCGGGUGCGUUCCCAGAGCGCGCCGCGGCAGCGCCCCGCCACCCCGGAGCGCGACAGGCCGGCGUUCAGCUCCGGCGGCGGCGCCGGCGCGAAGAAGCGGCUGUCGUUCCCCGUCCCGCUCGACCCCUACGGCGCGUACGCGCAGUCCCUGCGGAGCCCGAGCUUCAAGAGCGCCGCGGGGCGGUUCUCGUCGGAGCUGCGGUCCAACGUGUCGUCCUCCUGCGCGGAGAGCCUCGGCGGGGACGUCGUCUCCCCAUCCUCCACCACCGACCUCCGCCGCUGGCUCCGUUAACCCCCCGCCGCCACCGCAACCGCCGCCGCCGGCAAGGUGUUCGCUGUAAUGCUCGUGAGGGAGAGAGAGAAAAAAAAGCACUCCCGCACUGUAUUUUUUUCUCUUUUUUUACCACGACCUCGUAAUUUCAUCGAUACUGCCUUUUUUGGUGUCAGGGGGGGUAGUGGGGCCCACGUGUCAGGGAGAGGGGAGGGGCAGGCUGGCGGUAACUGGAAAGCGUAGGUGGGGGUUAGUUGGAGUUCGGGAAAGGGUGGCUACAUUGCACUGUUUGCUUUUACGUGUGUUGGGCAGUGAAGGCGGCUUUUUACUUUUCCCGUC
Oryza brachyantha (malo sina) is the source of this 2191-nucleotide messenger RNA. Its product is annotated as protein IQ-DOMAIN 14-like. The transcript is spliced from 4 exons. Gene Ontology annotation, molecular function: protein binding. Lineage: Eukaryota; Viridiplantae; Streptophyta; Magnoliopsida; Poales; Poaceae. The coding region runs from base 242 to 1873 and encodes 543 amino acids. The record is from RefSeq and is a predicted model, not a curated record.